Molecule: messenger RNA, 1269 nt
Organism: Aphanomyces invadans
Lineage: Eukaryota; Oomycota; Saprolegniomycetes; Saprolegniales; Verrucalvaceae
Exons: 2
Coding region: 79-426 (115 amino acids)
Source: RefSeq, a predicted model, not a curated record
GGAUCACCAACUUCUCCUGAACAAGAUAUUCUGACAGCAAACUAGCGACAAGGAGGUACGACGACGAGCGCGGUAGCGAUGGACGACAUGUUAGCAUGGAGCGAUCAAGUCGGCCUCCGUCGACGUGCCCUGCGCAGAGGCGGUGGUGUCGAGGCCGUCUUCGUGGUGGUGGAGAUAGUUUUCGUCGUUAUACUCGUUUUCGUCCAGGUCGCCUCGAACAGGCGACCGCAUUCGCUGCGACGGCGUCAUCAUGAAGUACACCGUCGAGUUUACUCCGCUAUCGCUGAGCAUUCUGUCGAACGCGUCGUGAAACACUUGUUCGAGGGGCCCGCUGUCCAAGGCAUCAAGCUCGUCGGCUGUCCCGACGAGCUUUGCUUCGACCGCGAUGUCCACGAGUUUUUCCAUGAGAACACGAGCACUCGAUAAGAGCUUCCUCGUCCGGCGGUCGUUGGGGCCGAAUCGGUCGACAUCGCGACCGUGGAGGUGGCGGAACGGACCGAUGUCGUGCGCCGGGUCGCCCUUGAACCAGUGCAUCCACAUCGCCUGGCAGUUCGUGGACGGAAACUGCCAUGGCACCAUUGCGCACAUGGAUGCGUCUUGUUGACACGCACGGCCCUGCACGUCGACGCCGACUUUGUGUUUGUCCUUGAUCAGGUGCUCGUAUAUGUGUCGGUAGGGGUACAUGGGAGAUCGAUCUGGAGGUAGGACGUCUGUGAGAUGUUCCAGCGCUGCAGGGGUACUUAACACAGCAUAUGCCUGGUCGAAAAUCGCCAUGCUCUUGAAGCGCGGCAUCUCUUCCAAAUGGGCGGCGGACGGUACAAGCUGUAGACUGACCGCAAUCUCGACCAACUUUUUCAUCACUCCACGCGCCUGGGACAUUUGGACGUUGUUUCGGCCCGUGCAGAGAUCGGCCUUCUUGAGCAGACGGAAAGGGCCCAUGCGAGGCUCGGGACACCCCUGAAACCAGAACUCCCACAUGACGCGGCUCGUUGUCAUGGGGAAAAUCCACGAUUCAGGCGCACGUCGGAACGACCCGUCCUGCCACGCGAAAUGGAGGUCGGGUACCGAUAUUGUAGAAGUUUCAGGUGGUUCGGAUGUGAAAGGGAUGGCGUUCCCUUGCUUGGGGCGCUUGGCGGCGCCUGGUGGUGGGUGUUUCGGUCGUGAUGGUGCCUGGGCACGCUGGACGGCGAGACUGAUGUACGUGUCUGGCAACGUUCGCGGGUUGACAGCGCGUCCAUCUGCGUGCCGUUUUGAAGAAGAUGGAGACGU